Molecule: messenger RNA, 1575 nt
Organism: Paramuricea clavata
Lineage: Eukaryota; Metazoa; Cnidaria; Anthozoa; Malacalcyonacea; Plexauridae
Source: the annotation of a GenBank genome assembly
AUUCUAGAUGUGGCAGCACUUGAGUGUUGCUUGCAGCAAUUGGAACCAAUUUCUGGAGAUCUUGAAAACUCUGAUAGUAGAUUGAUUUGGUGUAACCGAGUUCAAUGCAUUCGUCCUGUCAUAGAAGUUAUGAAAGGUUUGAUUCCAAGACCGUCGCAACAACAGAUAGGAAAUGGUGACAGCGAGGCCAGGUCUCAUGCUCAAUUUUUUGGAGAAAAAUCUGCUCAUUAUUUACAAAACUGCAGGUGUGUACUUACCCUAUCCAGCGAUCGUACAAUUACAAACAACCCCUCCAUGGCACGUUGCUAUUUCUGGAUAGGGGUGUUUUUGAAUACCUAAGGGUAGACAGUUAUUCACCAUACACACCUAUGAAUUUACGUCCUGUAAUACAAAUUGUUUUCAUGAAUGUAUUGGUUUACGGAAACAUGUUUAAUAUCGGUUACUUUUUCCUUGUUUUCAACCACAUGAAUAUCCCGAUCUUGUUCGCAUCAUCCUUCGAGUACAUGAUGCUGCCACUUCAGAUCACCCCUGACGAAGACACUGGACUGGAGGUUCGAAACGUUGGUUCGUCAAUCCAUCUGGACUGGGCUUUGCAUUCAUUUACUUUGGAACCAUAGUAGCGUCCGAAAACAUGACGAGUAUAGUACAUGAUGAUCCUGGGCUAUGCAUUGCAUAUCAAUCUUGGCAAAAAUUGUUGUGGACAGCGCCCGCUGAAAUAAAACUGACCAUCCUUGACCAAUAUGUACGUGCACAACAGCAAUGUUUAACUUCCCCCCUCCCCCCUGUUCAUUGUUGAAAGCUUAUACAUUGGUUAGGUGGAAGCUUUAGGAAAUGCAUGUCAAGACCAACAUUGUAGGUGGGGGGGGGGGAGUGGGGGAGACAAAGACGCCAGCAAGUUUACACCUCAGUGUCCACUGAAUUUUUGCCAAGAUUGUAUUUUCGGGGAUCUAAACCGAUGAGCGCCAAUUUAUCUACACUGGUGCUAUUAUAGUUAUCAACCAAGCAAGUCUGCCAUGGAGGAGAUAGGAAACUGCAUUUGAUAUACCCCACAAAUAAUAUCUAUUUGUUCAUGGAUAGGAUAUGUCAAUAUACACGCCCUAAUAGUAUUACGUCAGGGAAAUGACGUCAUCUGUGCUGACACGCAACCUUUGCAUAAUUGCAGUGCUUAAGCUCGAUUGCGGUCGCCAGUUAUCUGACACCUUGAAAAUGUAUGUUUCUUCAGACGUUAUAACACAACGGAUGUAUAAAAAAAUUGUACGUUUGUCAAGUGAUAUAUUGUAUUUCCAUCGUCAAACAUUACGUUUCAGCAUUUUGUGUUAAACUUAAACUGAAAUUGCUUAUUCCAACCUAUAAAAUAAAUGUUUUAUUUUAUGGUUUUUUUUAAAUGAAACCAGUAACCAUGUAAACCUUUAAAUUAUACCUGCAAAACCUGCAUAAUAGAUACAGGAACGUAUUUCUUUUCGUAGAGCCACAUGGAUUCGUCUAGAUGUUGUACGCAUGUUUAUUGAACAUACAUGUCCACCCGGACAGUCAACCCAUCCAGCAGAUGCAAACAACGCUUUUCUACUGUGGACG